GCUUAGACAAAAUAUUUCCACGUUUUGUGUGGAGAAAACACGGUGCAUUGAAGUUGAAGUCGAAAAGGGCGCCUGCUGGCAUUGCCUAGAUCUGAGCAGCUGCCACAAUGCGCAGUGUACGAUCCUGGCUGCGGCUGGCCGCCCUGAGGCGGGUGCCACCCCUGCGACCAGUGACCAUAGCUGCAGUGGGCCCAAGCCGCCACAAAUCGGACGACAUCUCGCGACUGUUUGUGCCAGUGCCUAUCCAGCCAUCCCAGUCAGAUGAUAUCAACUCUGUGGGCUCAGAGCUAGCUGGCAAACUGGUCAAGCCAGCUGUGCUGAGGAUACUCAACAAGUUUUAUCAGAGGCCAAAGAUCCGCCGUAUCAGCCUCGAGAAUGGCCUUGACACAUACCUGUUUCACCAGGCGUACGUCAGUUUCCGACGGUACUGCGUAGAGACCGCUCAUCUGCCGCCCGAUCUGCACAUCAUAUUCAGCGACAUUCUGCGUGAUGCCGGUCACACGGAUGAUCUGAUUCCGUACUUUUUGCGGCACGCGCGCACGAUCUUCCCCCAUCUGGAGUGUAUGGACGACCUGAAGAAGAUCAGCGAUCUCCGGGAGCCAGCCAACUGGUACCCGGAGGCGCGCGCUAUCAACCGUCGUAUCGUGUUCCACAUGGGCCCCACCAACAGCGGCAAGACGUUCCACGCGCUGCAGCGGUUCAUGGCGGCCAGAUCGGGCGUCUACUGCGGCCCGCUCAAGCUGCUGGCCGCCGAGGUGUUCGAGAAGUGUAACGGUCAGGGCACCAGCUGUGACCUGGUGACGGGGGAGGAGCGGCGGCUCGGACGGCCCGACGGACUGGCCUCCGAACACGUCGCGUGCACAGUCGAAAUGACCUCCGUCAAAACACCCUACGAGGUGGCCGUGAUUGACGAGAUCCAGCUGCUGCGCGACCCGCAGCGCGGCUGGGCCUGGACGCGCGCCCUUCUCGGAGUCGCCGCCGAGGAGGUGCACCUGUGCGGAGAGCCGGCCGCCCUCGAGCUGAUCCAGGAGAUGGCGCUCUGCUGCGGCGAGGAGGUGGAGGUGCGACGGUACAAGAGGCUCUCGCCGCUGGUCUGUGAGGAUACCGCCCUGGAGAGCACCCAGAACGUCCGGCCCGGCGACUGUAUCGUCUGCUUCAGCAAAAACGACAUCUACCAGGUGUCCAGGGAGAUUGAGCGUCUGGGCCACGAGUGCGCCGUUAUCUACGGCGGCCUGCCGCCCGGAGCCAAACUGGCGCAGGCGCGCCGCUUCAACGAUCCGGACGACCCGUGCAAAAUUCUGGUGGCCACGGACGCCAUCGGAAUGGGGCUCAACCUGAGCAUCCGCCGUAUCAUCUUCCACUCGCUGAUGAAGCCGACCAUUAACGAGAAGGGCGAGAAGGAAAUAGACGUCAUCAGCUGCUCUCAGGCGCGUCAGAUCGCCGGCAGGGCCGGCCGGCAUGGCACACAGUGGGAGGAGGGCACGGUGACGACGAUGAAGUCUCACGACCUGCCGACGCUGCAGCGUCUGUUGGAGGAGGAGCCGCCGCCACUGGAAGCCGCCGGCCUGCAGCCCACCGCCGAUCAGAUCGAGCUGUACGCCUACCACCUGCCCAACGCCACCCUGUCCAACCUGAUGGAUAUUUUCGUGAACCUGUCAACGGUGGACGACUCUCUGUACUUUAUGUGUCAGACGGACAGCUUUAAAUUCCUGGCCGAUAUGAUCCAGCACGUGCCGCUGCCGCUGCGCGUCCGAUACGUGUUCUGCUGCUCGCCCAUCGACAGGAAGAUACCCUUCAUCUGCAACAUGUUCCUCAAGUUUGCGCGCCAGUACAGCCGCAAUGAGCCGAUCACGGUGGACUGGCUGUGCUCGCACGUGGGCUGGCCGUUCACCACGCCGGCCACCAUCCUGGACCUGGUGCACCUGGAACAUGUGUUCGACGUGCUAGACCUCUACCUCUGGCUCAGUUACCGGUUCAUGGACCUGUUCCCCGCGGCCGACGAGGUGCGUGAGAUGCAGGCAGAGCUGGACGCCACAAUCCAGGAGGGCGUGGCCAACAUUGUGCAGCUGCUGAAGAACACGGAGGCGGGAGGCGCGUCCUCCUCGGCGGCGGCACGGGUGGACGACGAGGACCGCUACACGGCCAGCCGGCGGCAGCAGGCCUACCUGCAGAAUAACGACGACUCGGACGAGUCGGCUCGGCUGGGAAAGCUGUCGAAGCGCCUGCUGUCCCAGGGCCUGCUGACCCAUAAGAUGAUGGAGGAGCUGCACCAGGAGUGGGAGAAGAACCGACAGAAGUCGUCGCCGUCCACGGGCGGGCGAGGUGAGGGCAAGUCGAGGAAGCGCCGGUGACACUCGCCCACCUUCCGUCGGUGAGAAUUUGUAAUCGUCCCAGCCCGCGUCUUGUCCGGGCUGUGUAACGGCCGCUAGUCCUCCCCCCCCCCCUCCCAGACCGCACCGUGUGCCGGUCCGGCUCUGACCCCGCUACUGCCACGGAUCGGUGGGUCAGCGGCCCGAACGGGACCCUUGUGAUGGCAGACUCACGACGGCGGUAUGACGGAUACCGAUGGUGUGGUUGUUAGGCCCCCAGUCGCGGGGUUCGAGCGGAGAGGCUCGUCGUACGGUGGGCUGUUUUUGCCAGUGACUUGUUAUCGGCGCCGAGGGUGCGCGCUACAGUGGUAGGGUAGGAGGAAAGUGAGAUAGUGAUACUGCCAGUGAUCUAACCGUGUCAGACAAUAUACGGCGAGGACCGAA
Amphibalanus amphitrite is the source of this 2753-nucleotide messenger RNA. Its product is annotated as ATP-dependent RNA helicase SUV3 homolog, mitochondrial-like. The transcript has 15 exons. Gene Ontology annotation, molecular function: hydrolase activity, acting on acid anhydrides; RNA helicase activity; ATP binding. The record is from RefSeq and is a predicted model, not a curated record. Bases 108 to 2351 code for a protein of 747 amino acids. Gene Ontology annotation, cellular component: mitochondrial degradosome. NCBI's taxonomy places the organism in Eukaryota, Metazoa, Arthropoda, Thecostraca, Balanomorpha, Balanidae. Gene Ontology annotation, biological process: mitochondrial RNA 3'-end processing; RNA catabolic process.